Molecule: messenger RNA, 2439 nt
Organism: Entamoeba dispar SAW760
Lineage: Eukaryota; Evosea; Mastigamoebida; Endamoebidae
Exons: 2
Coding region: 1-2439 (812 amino acids)
Molecular function (GO): GTP binding
Source: RefSeq, a predicted model, not a curated record
AUGUCAAGAGUAACAGUAAGAUUCUUCUUGAAUGAACAGUUUAUUUCAUUUAUCAAACUGAAUUCACAAGACAAUUUGAAAACAGUAAGAGAGAAAUUAAGUGAAAAGAUGUCUGGUUCUCAUCAAUUCCUAACAAAAGAAGGAGAUUUAAUUGAUAUAAAUGAUGAAGAGUCAGUUACUGUAGGCAAUGUAAUUGAUUCAUCAGAAAUAAUAAAUAUCAAAGAAAAAGAAGAUAAAAAGGGAACAAGAAUAAAACAAAAGGAUAAAAAAGUUACUACUGUUCAAAUAGAUAAGAAAACAAAGUCAAAUGAUAUCAGGAAAUCAAUUCAAAGUAUUCCAGAAACUGCACAUUUCUAUACACCCGAUAAUGAAAUAAUUGAUAAAAUUGAUAAAGAUUUAGUUUUAGCAAAAAGUACAUCAAAUAAUGAUGAGGCUAUUCUUAAAAAUGAGAAAGAAAAUAUUGUAAGAAUUGGAAUAUUAUUGAACGAAAAGCCAAUAAUAAAAAAACAAUUAAAUAAAAAUUCUUAUCUUUCAGAUAUCAGAAAGAUAAUUGAAAGAUUUGAAAUACCAACUGAUGAAGAACAGUCAUAUAAAUUAUCAGAUAUUCUGUAUAAUAACAAGAUCAAUAUAACAACAGAAACGUUUGGUGCUUCAUCAAAUAAUACUGUAGUACCUGUUAGUUCACCAUGUAAUACUUUAGUUUCUGGUAGUUCAUUAAAUAUCACUACAAUACCUGUUGGUUCACUAUGUAAUAUUACAGUACCUCAUACUUCUACAAGUAAUACUUUAGUCUCUGAUAGUUCACUAAAUAAUAAUAUGGUCAUAUCUUAUAUUUCAACAAAUGAUACUACCAUUGUAUCUGAACAAAAUAUUCCAAUUGAAGGAAGUAAACUAUUGAAAAAUAAAGAAGGAAAAUUGAAAAUAUAUUUAUAUCCAAAUGAACCAUUUAAUCAAAAAGAUGAGAGUGAAGCAGUUUCUAUUUUAGUUAUUGGUGAAACAGGAAGUGGUAAAACAACGAUAUUGAAUAGUUUUGUAAAUGCGGUAUGUGGAAUCAAGAUAACAGAUGAUUUUAGAUAUAUAAUUAUAAAUGAAGAUCAUUUAGAACAGAGUGGAGAUCAAUCUAAAAGUCAAACAAGUGAAGUAACAAUUUAUAAUAUUAAAAGAACAAAAAGAACACCACCAAUAAAAAUAAUAGAUACACCUGGAUUUGGAGAUACAAGAGGAGAUGAAUAUGAUGUAGAAAUUACCAGACAAAUUAAAGAAGCAUUUGAAACAAAAGUAUCAGAUUUAAAUGCUAUUUGUUUUGUUGCAAAAUCAAGUAACACAAGAUUAACAGAAAAUCAACAAUAUAUAUUUGAUAAUAUUAUUGAUUUAUUUGGGAAAGAUGUGAAAAAGAAUUUUAUUGCUAUACUUACAUUCUGUGAUGGUCAAACACCAAAAAUUCUAAGUUCAUUACAAUCAAAAGAUUGUAUUUUCAGUUUAAUUAUUCCAGAAAUAGAUGAACCAUGGUAUUUAAAAUUUAAUAAUUCAGCUAUUUAUUCAGAAAAUACUGAAGAUAAAUUUACACAAAUGUUUUGGGAAUUAAGUAUGAAGAGUUUUGAUGAAUUUAUUAAAAAAUUAAUAAAAUUACCAAGAAAAUCAUUAGAUAAUUCCAGAGAGGUUUUGACAAAAAGAGAACAAAUUAAAGCUCAAAUUGAAGGAUUGAGGAAAUCAUUAAAUAAUGCUCUGAUAAAGAAGAAUGAAAUAAAAAAGACAUACGAAGUAUUUUAUUUGAACCGUGAUAAAGUUAAUAAUAAUCAAAAUUUUACUUUUACCAUUGAUGUAACAGUGCCGAAAAAAUUUAAGUUAAAAUCUGGAGAGCAUGCAACUAAUUGUGCUGAAUGUUAUAAAACAUGUUGUUAUCCAUGUCGUGUUCCAUUUUUUAUUUCAAAUUUUACAGCAAGAGGAUGUUCUUGUAUUUCAUCUGGGCGUUGUACUGUAUGUGGGUGUAGUUGUUCAGAACACAAAAGAGUAUCAUAUAGAAUUGAUGAUGUAAUUGAAACAAAAGAACAAACAGCAGAAGAAGUACGCAAAAGAUAUAAUGAAGGUAAAGAAGGUAUGGCUAGUGCAGAAACUACGUUAAAAAAGUUAAGAGAAGACUACUAUGAAAUCAUAAUGAAAUGUUAUGAGAAACAAGAAAAAAUUAGAGAGUAUAACAAUAUAUUAUCAUCAAUUGCAUUAAAUAAUAAAAUUGAUAGUUCUAAUGAUUAUUUAGACUUAUUAAUUGAAAAAGAAAAAAAAGAACAAAGACCUGGAUAUUUGAAACUAGUAAAUGGAUAUAGAAAACUUAAACAAGCAAAUGAGAUAAUAGAAGAUAUUAUGAGAAAAUCAAGUUCAAAAAAGAGCAGAGAAGAGGUUAAGGCAGAACUUGAAAGAGGAAUGAGUGAAUUAAAACAAUGA